Molecule: messenger RNA, 5261 nt
Organism: Salvelinus sp. IW2-2015
Lineage: Eukaryota; Metazoa; Chordata; Actinopteri; Salmoniformes; Salmonidae
Product: anillin-like
Biological process (GO): septin ring organization; actomyosin contractile ring assembly; mitotic cytokinesis
Cellular component (GO): actomyosin contractile ring
Source: RefSeq, a predicted model, not a curated record
UCAAAUCUUGAACAGAUGUUUCUUUAAUAAAAAACAGGAACGGAGGCGACUGGUUUGGAGAAACGUCGGCUCUUAAACUUUCCGCGUUUGUGGAAUUAGGAUAGAUAAACGAUAAUUAUUUAAUAUAGCUAAGUCAGUAGAUUUGAACAAAGAUAAACUAUUAUCGGAAUGGAUCCGUUUACCGAGAAACUCCUGGAGAGGACCCGUGCUCGCAGGGAGAACCUGCAGAAGAAGAUGGCAGAGAGGUCCACUGCUUCCAACAGACAGAUGGUCAAGAGAACUAGGGAGCCUCUGGCUGAGACUUGCAACAGCCUGGUCACAGAGCCUGUCGUCGACAAAGCCCCCCAACAUUCCACCAAGCCCUCUCCCUCCAAGCGGAGUCGUUCAGGUGAACUUGACAAGCCCACCAUUAUUGGUGAGGAGAACAGGGAGCCUGCAAUGCCUCCUCGCACCCUGACCCCUACUCUGUCAGAUCCCCAGACUGACCGGAAGCCCCCAACAGGCCCAGCCAGCAUCCUCUCUGCCUCUUCUCUAGAGAGGGUGGAUGUCUGCCCUGCUCCUCCCAUUCCUGAACCAGAGCCCAUGGUGCCAACACAGCUUGUCCCAGAGCAGGUCAGGACCAGGGAGGUAGCGCGCCCUGCCCCAAAACCAGAGAAGGUGGCUGUGAGUGCUGCUCCACAGAGGACCAGGCCUACUAGCCCAGUUCUUCAGAGGAGCAGAGAAGAGCAGAGGGAGGCUCCCACCUCCUCCACCCCUGCUGCCAUGAAGUCUCGCCUGGCCAGACUAGCUGAACAGAGGCAGUACUGGGACUCUGAAGGUACAUCUGAGGUUCCAGACAUCCCAGCAGCUCUGUCUCCAGUGAAGAACCAGACACAGUCGAGGCAGGCUGUAGCCCCAGUCCCCACACCCGUCCAUGCUGCUGCGUCCUCAGAGGCCCCUGUAGGCAGGAAGGGUCGGCUGGCCAACCUCGCAGCUACCAUUGGGUCCUGGGAGGACGACCUCAGCCACGCGGCCACUCACAGAGACAAUGCACAAGGGAAGCCUGGUAGUGUCAGUACCGCCACCCCUGCUUGGAGGAGAGAGGCUGGAGCCAAACCCACCUCUGCUGCUGCAGACCGUCCACAAAUGAGUCAGUCAUCAAACAGAAAGCCUGCUCUGGAUUCCAACCAGCAGCCUGUCCACUCCCCAGUCAAGUCCACCAGAGUGUUCCCCCCCAGCCCUCAGAAGACUGAAGUACCUGAAGCCAGACCAGCUCUACGGACAGGCAGAGGUCUCCCCUCUCCUGUAUCCAGUCCCCAGAGGAGUUACCAGGGGAGAGCCUCAGCCUUCACCCCCAGCCCCCAGAAAGGUGCUCUCUCCUCAGCCUCACCUGUGCCUCAGAGCCCCCUGAAGAACCAGGCCCUGUCCCGAGCCCUGGAGGUCAACGGUAGCCCCGAGAAGCCAGAGCUCCCCACACAGCCCUCCACCAUCGGGCCCACUAGACCCUCUGUCCUGCAGACCAGGGAGAGGUUCACCAAGGAGACCACCCCGGCCACUCCCCUGCAGCAGAGAGGCACUGCUGGAGCAACUGGACCAUCUGUCCUGCAGACCAGGGAGAGGUUCACCAAGGAGACCACCCCGGCCACUCCCCUGCAGCAGAGAGGCACUGCUGGAGCAACUGGAAAUCCAGCAGGUGUCAAGUCGUUCAUGGAGCGUUUUGGGGAGAGGUGCCAGGAGCGUUCUGGCCUGAGUUCCCCUGCUACCUGCCAUGGAGCAGCCACUCAUAACCCAAACGUAGUGAACCUGUCUCGGGCAGGCCUGGCUGGUCGUACCCCUGUAGUGAGCCAGUCUGUGACCCCCAACACCAGGCUGGUGCAGGAGAGGCUGAGAGCUGCCCAGGCUGCCAACACUGCCACCGCCCUUGCACAGAAACAGAAACUGGAGCGUGAGUCGGAAUUGGCUCAGAUUCGUAACCGUUUCCAGAAAGGGAACAGCAUUUGGAAGAACAAGGAGGAGGUGGCAGACACCAAGAAACUCACACAGGCCAAGGAUCUGAUUGAGCAGCCUGAGGAGAGAGGGCCUGUUGUCUCCCAGCCUGAUGAUGAGCCAACAGCUUCCCCUCUGGAUAGCCUGAAUGCUGCUCCCAAGAAACCCACCGCCCCAACCUUCAUCCCUGUGAAGAGAGUAGAAUUCUCCGUGGAGAAGCCUUCUGAGGAAGAAACACAGGAGGAGGAAUCAGACGAAGAAGAGAGUCAUGAGAUGGAGAUGAACGUGGACCAGUCCAACAACUCUGAGAUCAACAACUUUGACGGGUUCCAGGACCAGAGUGAGGAGCUGAGUGGUGAGGAGGGUGAAGGAGAAGAGGAGGAAGAUAAACUGAACAUCUCCUCGAUGUCCAUCCUGGCCCCCUUCUCUGAGUCUGUGGCUGCUGUGAUCAAGAGUCCAGUAAGGAAGAUGAUGACGUCGACCCCAGCCAGUUCAUUCAACGCUAAGAGCCAGACUCCUGACAUUGUUUCCAGACCCAGUAAGUUCCAAAGGGCUCGCUUGCUCCGGGCUGGAUCAUCAGACAGCCUAGAGACAGACGAACAUGAGGACCACAACCUGCCCUACAGUAUUGAUGCGUACAGGUCGACCAGGAUCAAGGAGAGUACUGAGAGGCCCUGUGUGAAGCAGGUCAUCGUGAAGAAGGAGGACGUGUCUCGGAGAGCAGCAGAGGAGCCCAGGAGCCAAGGACACACCAGCAUCAAACAGAAGAUGAAGGUUCUGACCUAUGAGAUGAACCUGCAGCAGACUGUGAUCAGCCAGGCUAGCCAGGCCCUGAACUGCUGUACUGAUGAGGAGCAUGGGAAAGGCUCGCAGGUGGAGGCAGAGGCUGAGAGGCUGCUGCUCAUAGCCACGGAGAAGCGGGGGGCACUGAAGGCAGAGUUGGACCGUCUGAAGGGAGAGGGUCCUAGCGGUCAUAGGAGGGGGCAGGGUGGGGACAUGGGGGUCUCCGCCUCCAAGGGAUCCAUCUCUCUCCUGGAGCUACGAUUGCCCCUCAAGGCUGACUUUGUCUGCUCUGCUGCUAACAAGCCAGAGUGGUCCAGCCAUUACUUCUUCAUCAUGAUCCGUGCUGGAGCUGAGAAUACAGUUGCUACUCCACUAGCCAGCACAAGUAGCGCUAUCAGUGGAGAUGCAAUCACCUUCUCUACCAAGUUCACCAUGCCUGACGUCUCUAACGACUUUGCAAUUGAUAUUGAGGUUUACUGCCUGGUGCAGAAGCGCGAGUUGAACCCUGACAAGAGGAAGAAGCCCAGCAAGUCAAAGGCCAUCACUCCCAAGAGGUUCCUCUCUAAGAGCAGUUUGACUCCAGUGGUGGCCAGUCCUGGGGGCCCUAAUACAGUCCGCACCAGUAACUUUGUCCUGGUCGGGUCUCACAAGCUGACUCUUGCCUCAAUUGGGAAAAACAAGUUUCUAUUGGAGAAGAUCAAAUAUGAAGGCAUUGAGAGAGAGCUUCUUAGAGACAUGUUUCACAGCAAGGUGCCUUUCCUGUGCCCCAUGGAGGGCCAUAUCUACCUGAAGAUGCAGUGUGAGGUGGGCUCCCUGGUGGAGGAGAGAGGCUUCCUGACUAUGUUUGAGGAUGUGAGUGGAUUCGGAGCAUGGCACAGGAGAUGGUGUGUCCUGUCAGGAUACUGUAUUUCCUACUGGACCUACCCUGAUGAUGAGAAACGCAAGAACCCAAUGGGUCGCAUCAACUUGGCCAACUGCACCAGUCGUAAGGUGGAGCCAGCCAACCGAGAGUUCUGUGCCAGACCUAACACCUUUGAGCUGAUCACCGUCCGGCCUCAGAGAGAGAACGACAGAGAGACGCUCGUCAGCCAGUGUGAAAACACCAUGUGUGUCACCAAGAACUGGCUGUGUGCUGACACAAAGGACGAGAGGAACCUGUGGAUGCAGAAGCUCAACCAGAUCCUGGUGGACCUGCGCAUGUGGCAGCCAGACUCCUGCCACAGGCCUGUGUGAGAGCACAGCUCCCCCGCCUGGACUAGAGGGCUAACAACACCCUGCAUGGUUCUGGGUCUUGCAUAUGGACUGUCACGAUCAGUGACACUUACGAUGACUAAGUGCAAUACAGUAUUAAAGUUAUUAAAUAGGAUUUACAGGUGUAUUAUAUUUUUAGAGAUGCUUUAGUGGACAGUCAAGACAAUUUAAGUCAGGGAUGGGCAACUGGGGGCCCCCUUUUGUAUCCCCCCAUUCUCCAACUCAGUCUGGGUCUCAACCAGGGUUUUCAUUAGGAAAAUGGACGUUUGACCAGCCACAUUUUAAUUUACAGGACAUUUGAGAAAUCUGCCGGAGCCAUAUGUAUUGGCUGCGUAAUCUGAUUAGGGUGUCCACCCACAGUGCUCAGAAUGACAGAAAUCACAUUUUGAUUAUGGUAAGUCAUAUUAACAGAACAUUCAAGUCGGCUGCAGCGAUGUGCGGUCCUGAUUCUGAUGGCCACUUUGAAGAUGUUAGAAUAACUGUCCACAUUUACCUUUCCUCGGCCAACAACACGAGCAACGGACAGCAAAACCACUAGCUAUGUCAAUCUACUAUCCUUCAUAGUAGAAAAGUUGACCUAUUCUAUUGGUCAGCUUGUUGAGAAAUAGCCUAUUCCAAACAGACUCUGAGACGGUUAUGGGAAGAUGGAGCCCAAAUUCAUACAAUCAGUAGACCUAGGCGACAUUAAAAAAAUGACCUUAAAGCAAUGAAUCUGAUGCAACCAAUUCAAACGUUUAGCUUAAUGUUGAUACACUAUGAUCCCAUGGCGCUUGCAGUGCCAGGGUUGUGGGUUCGAUUCCCACAGGGGACCAGUACGAAAAUAUAUGCACUCACUACUGUAAGUCGUUCUGAAUAAUAGCGUCUGCUAAAUGACAAAUGUAAAUGUAUUGACAUUAUAAGCUCAGCAAUGUUCACAAGGCAGUAGGCUAUGUGCAAAUGUUUGUUCCAUAAUACAGUUACUGGGAAAAGACCAAAAGAGCACCGCACCUGCAAGCAGUUUCAUGUGAUAGAUGAAAAUAUCCGUUAGACAUUUAGAAAGAGGAGAUCUAAUAGGCUAGGUUCAGGUUUCAAACAAUGAAGUAUAUGUUUUCAAAAUGCAUAGCCUACUGCCUCCAAAGUGGUGUGUGACGCGCUGAUGAAGCCUGCCUUCUGUUGCUGUUUGAGAUGCUGCAGCAGCUCUCACUGUCUUACAUAUUUUCCGCUCUGUCUGUAUGCUGUAGGGGUGUGAUAAAUAAGAUGCAUAAAGAAUAUACUGUUGCCUA